Messenger RNA from Cooperia oncophora, 837 nucleotides. The record is from the annotation of a GenBank genome assembly. Lineage: Eukaryota; Metazoa; Nematoda; Chromadorea; Rhabditida; Trichostrongylidae.
AUGUCGGGCGGCUUUGAACCGUUCGCCCUCUCUGAAGAAGAUGUGCUGAAGCUUAUUGCUACGCAAGCUCACAUCGGCUCCGCUAAUGUGGACUUCCAAAUGGAGCAGUAUGUUUACAAGCGUCGUUUCGAUGGAACAUACAUUAUUAAUCUGAAGAAAACUUGGGAGAAGCUUCUCUUUGCGGCUCGUGCCAUCGCUGCCGUUGAGAAUCCCGCUGAUGUGGUCGUUGUCUCAGCUCGACCAUAUGCUCAGAGGGCCCUCCUCAAGUUCGCUGCCCAUACUGGUGCUACUGCAAUCUUCGGCCGAUUCAGUCCUGGAUGCCUCACCAAUCAGAUCCAAAAGUCCUUCAAGGAACCUCGACUUCUGGUCAUUUCUGACCCUCGUGUGGAUCACCAGGUUGUCACUGAAGCUUCGUACGUCAAUGUGCCUGUUAUCUCUUUCUGCAACACCGAAUCGCCACUGAAGCUGAUCGAUAUUGCUAUUCCUUGCAAUAAUAAGGGAGAGCAGUCGAUUGGACUCAUGUGGUGGCUGCUGGCUCGUGAAAUUCUGAUCCUUCGCGGAAAAAUUUCUCGCCAAACCGGAUUUGUUCUUGACGAUAAGGAGAUCAUGCCUGAUCUGUACUUUUACCGUGAUCCUCAAGAAUCCGAGAAGCAGGAAGCCGCUGAGAUUAUGCCCGAAGUUAAACCCGACUAUGAAGUACCAAGUGAGGCCGUCGAUUUCACUGCUCAGCCAGAAAUCAAGGAUUGGGCUUCGGAAACCGCAACAUGGAACCCCGGAAGUAAGCCAGGAGAGCCCGCUGGUGAAUGGGGAGCUGGCGCGCCUACGACUUCAUGGUGA